This is a messenger RNA of Plasmodium falciparum 3D7, 432 nucleotides long. Its product is annotated as putative EF hand domain-containing protein. The record is from RefSeq and is a predicted model, not a curated record. Bases 1 to 432 code for a protein of 143 amino acids. Lineage: Eukaryota; Apicomplexa; Aconoidasida; Haemosporida; Plasmodiidae. The transcript is spliced from 5 exons.
AUGUGUAUACGUAAAAAGUUUGAGUUUAAUUUUAGCAGUCAUAUGGUCGCUAAUUCAAGAAUUGAAGAUUUAUUUAAUUUAAAAAAAAAAAACACGGAUCAUAUUGAUAAGAACGAUCUAAUAACAAUACUAAAAUCGUUAGGUUUUAAUAUAUCCUGUCAAAUUUUUGAUGAUAAUAAAAAUAUUUAUAACUUGGACGAACUGAAAGAUUUCGUUGAUAAAUUUCAAAAAAAUUAUUAUGAAAAAGAAAAAAUUGAAAACUGCCUCAAUUUUUUAAACCCUAAAAAAGAUAUAAUAAAAAAAAACGAUUUGAAAAUUCUUUUAUGUGAAAAUGGAAAUAAGUUUACAGAAAGUGAAUUUAAAAAGUUCUUAAUUGAUAUACCUAUGGAUGUGGAUGAGAAUAUAUACCAUCAUGACUUAAUCCAAGUGUAA